Messenger RNA from Salvia miltiorrhiza (redroot sage), 2894 nucleotides. RefSeq names its product casein kinase 1-like protein HD16. Gene Ontology annotation, cellular component: nucleus; cytoplasm. Bases 463 to 2580 code for a protein of 705 amino acids. Gene Ontology annotation, molecular function: ATP binding; protein serine/threonine kinase activity. Lineage: Eukaryota; Viridiplantae; Streptophyta; Magnoliopsida; Lamiales; Lamiaceae. The transcript has 17 exons. The record is from RefSeq and is a predicted model, not a curated record. Gene Ontology annotation, biological process: peptidyl-serine phosphorylation; signal transduction; endocytosis.
UAUAUAUAUAUAUAUAUAUUUGCAUAGAGAGAGAAGGAGGCAGACAAGCAGUAGAUGUUGUGUGUAGAGAGAGAGACAAGGAGGAUAGCCAUAGAAUCUAUAGCAGCUAUACACCGAUACAUUACAAUACACAACGCCUUUCCCUAAUUUUUCUACCUCGAGUUUCUUCUCUCCUUUUCUUCGAUAUCCACACCCGGAAACUGCAUCCCUCACUCUUUAAAACUUCAGAUUCUUAACAAUACAUCUUUAUCAUUUUUCCCAUUUAUAAAGGAUAAUUACUUUUUUGGGUAAAACAAAUGUCUUGGGUAUUUCUGCUGAAGAUCUGGUUUUGAUCGCUUAAUUAAAUUGAAAUUUUUAACUCGAUUUCCCGUGUUUUUAUCUCCGAUCCUCCAGUUUUUGCUGUUUCUGAGAUUUCUGCACGGAAAGUGGGAAGUGAGCUGGAGCUGAUUUGCAUGGGUGACGAUGCCAGAAUUGCGUAGCGGAGCACGGAGAUCAAAACGGCUUGGUGAUCUCCAGCCUGCCCCUCAACCUGCUAAUCAAGAAGAAAAUUUCCUCGCACCUGCUCAGAAUAGAACCAGAAGGAGGGGAAGAGGGAGAGGCAAUGCAGCUGGUGUAGCUAAAGGGCCUUCUGCAGCAACACCCGCAAGACCAACUGCUGCUGGUAGAGGCAGGGGGAUUAGGUUGAUAGAUUUAGACCCAGAGCCACCUUGUGAGAUUCUUCCUCAAGCUGGUGUCGGUGCAGGGGAUCCGGCUUGUAAUAAAAUAGAGGGUGUAGCAGAUAAGGAAAUUGCCAUGGAAGGUGGAAGUGCUGAUAAAGUAAUGGGAGUUGAAGAAGAACCAAGUUCAACUCCAGUGCCUGAGAGGGUUCAAGUUGGCAACUCACCAAUGUAUAAGACAGAAAGAAAAUUAGGUAAGGGUGGAUUCGGCCAAGUUUAUGUUGGUCGAAGGGUAAGUGGUGGCACGUCAGAAAGAAUGGGACCUGAUGCUAUCGAGGUAGCAUUAAAGUUUGAACACCGAAAUAGCAAGGGUUGCAAUUACGGCCCUCCUUAUGAAUGGCAGGUCUACAACUCCCUGAAUGGAUGCUAUGGGAUUCCAUGGGUUCACUACAAGGGUCGCCAAGGAGAUUUCUACAUUCUGGUCAUGGACAUGCUUGGGCCUAGUCUUUGGGAUGUUUGGAAUUCUUUGGGCCAGACGAUGUCGCCAAGUAUGGCGGCUUGCAUAGCAGUUGAGGCUAUCUCAAUUCUUGAAAAGCUCCACAUGAAGGGAUUUGUGCAUGGAGAUGUGAAGCCCGAGAACUUUUUACUCGGUCAGCCUGGAACACCGGAGGAGAAAAAGUUGUAUCUUAUUGAUCUUGGUUUGGCUUCCAGGUGGAAAGAUGCAUCAUCUGGUCAGCAUGUUGAGUAUGAUCAGAGGCCGGAUAUAUUUAGGGGCACCAUAAGGUAUGCAAGUGUGCAUGCACACUUGGGCCGUACAGGAAGUAGGAGGGAUGAUCUUGAGUCACUGGCAUACACCCUGAUAUUUCUUAUAAAAGGAAGGUUGCCAUGGCAAGGCUAUCAGGGUGAUAACAAGAGUUUUCUAGUGUGUAAAAAGAAAAUGGCGACCUCUCCGGAACUGAUGUGUUGCUUCUGCCCUGCUCCAUUUAAACAGUUCCUUGAGGCUGUUACUAAUAUGAAGUUUGAUGAGGAGCCAAAUUAUUCCAAGCUGAUUUCCUUAUUUGAUAGUCUGAUUGAACCAUGCACAUCAUUGAGACCAAUAAGGAUAGAUGGAGCUCUUAAGGUUGGGCAAAAGCGUGGUAGAUUACUCAUUAACUUGGAGGAGGAUGAGCAACCAAAGAAGAAAGUACGACUGGGUAGUCCUGCCACUCAGUGGAUCUCAGUGUAUAAUGCACGACGCCCAAUGAAACAGAGAUAUCACUACAAUGUUGCGGAUUCAAGACUCCGUCAACAUGUAGAAAAGGGUAAUGAAGAUGGCUUGUAUAUUAGCUGUGUGGCUUCAGCAGCAAAUCUGUGGGCCUUGAUCAUGGAUGCUGGAACAGGUUUUACUUCACAGGUGUAUGAGCUUUCAGCUGUUUUUCUUCAUAAGGAUUGGAUCAUGGAACAAUGGGAGAAAAACUAUUACAUCAGUUCUAUAGCCGGUGCAGCUAAUGGAAGUUCACUGGUGGUUAUGUCUAAAGGAACACCUUAUACCCAGCAAUCAUAUAAAGUUAGUGAAUCCUUUCCUUUCAAGUGGAUUAAUAAGAAGUGGAAAGAAGGAUUCCAUGUCACGUCUAUGACAACUGCUGGCAGCCGCUGGGGUGUUGUGAUGUCCAGAAAUUCUGGGUAUUCUGAACAGGUGGUUGAGCUUGAUUUUCUUUAUCCGAGUGAAGGAAUACACCGGCGAUGGGAAAGUGGGUAUAGAAUAACAUCCAUGGCUGCUACUACCGAUCAAGCAGCAUUCAUACUUAGCAUACCUAGACGUAAAAUGAUGGAUGAGACUCAGGAAACUCUCCGUACAUCUGCAUUCCCAAGCACCCAUGUAAAGGAGAAGUGGUCCAAGAAUCUCUACAUAGCAUCGAUAUGUUACGGUCGUACAGUUUGCUGAAGGUGUUGUAUAAUAUGUACCUUGAGAUGAGGGGGGCAGGCUAAAAUUUUGAUUAAAUUGGGAAACCAUGUUUUUAGGAUGUAAAAAUGUGACAUGUGCUUCUGGUAUAAGGGAAAAGACGAGAUUGAAGCAGAAGCUGCCGCCGACAUGAUAGAAAGUUGAAAUUGUGCAAUUGGGAGUGGGUGGAAGGAGGAAUGAGGUUGUGUGCUUAUGUAAAAGCUAUUAGCGGCUAAAUAGCGUUCUCACACAACGCUAAGAUUUUUAAGUGUUUGUGAUUGAUAUUAUGAUUUAUUGAUUAUAGCUUCUACUCCCAA